Messenger RNA from Protobothrops mucrosquamatus (brown spotted pit viper), 1495 nucleotides. It is a transcript of the gene SOX8, whose product is annotated as SRY-box 8. NCBI's taxonomy places the organism in Eukaryota, Metazoa, Chordata, Lepidosauria, Squamata, Viperidae. Gene Ontology annotation, molecular function: RNA polymerase II cis-regulatory region sequence-specific DNA binding; DNA-binding transcription factor activity, RNA polymerase II-specific. The transcript has 3 exons. Gene Ontology annotation, biological process: neural crest cell development; enteric nervous system development; morphogenesis of an epithelium. Bases 1 to 1410 code for a protein of 469 amino acids. The record is from RefSeq and is a predicted model, not a curated record. Gene Ontology annotation, cellular component: nucleus.
AUGCUCAACAUGAGCGAGGAGCAGGCCAAAGCCCCGGAGGCGCCGGGCAGCCCGGCCGGCACGGCCAGCUCCCUCUCGCACGUGGACUCGGACUCGGACGCGCCCUGCUCUCCGGCCGGCUCGGAGGGUCCGACGCCGCCGCCGCCGCCGCCUGGCUCGGCGCCGCGCUCGUCCAAGGGCGAGGCGGGGGAGGCGGACGAGCGCUUCCCCGCCUGCAUCCGGGACGCCGUCUCGCAGGUGCUGAAGGGCUACGACUGGAGCCUGGUGCCCAUGCCGGUGCGGGGCCACGGGGCGCUGAAGGCCAAGCCGCACGUCAAGCGGCCCAUGAACGCCUUCAUGGUCUGGGCGCAGGCGGCGCGCAGGAAGCUGGCCGACCAGUACCCGCACCUGCACAACGCUGAGCUCAGCAAGACGCUGGGCAAGCUCUGGCGCUUGCUGAGUGAAAAUGAGAAGCGUCCCUUUGUGGAGGAAGCGGAACGGUUGAGAGUUCAACAUAAAAAGGAUCACCCAGAUUACAAAUACCAGCCACGUCGGAGGAAAAGUGUCAAAGCCGGCCAGAGCGAUUCAGAUUCAGGAGCUGAGCUGAACCAUCACGGAGGAUCCCAGAUCUACAAAUCAGACUCAGGGCUGGGCUCGAUGAGUGAAGUGCAUCACCCCAGUGACCACACAGGGCAGCCCCAUGGGCCUCCUACCCCACCUACCACCCCUAAGACAGACCUACACCCUGGGGGCAAGCAAGAGCUGAAGCACGAAGGCCGGCGCCUCAUGGAAAGCGGUCGACAGAACAUUGAUUUCAGCAACGUGGACAUCUCCGAGUUGAGCAGUGAGGUCAUCAACAACAUGGAGGCCUUUGACAUCCAUGAAUUUGACCAGUACUUGCCACUCAAUGGGCACUCUGCCAUGCCAGCCAGCCACGGGCAGAGCUCCACCGCAGGAUCUUAUGGGACCUCUUACGCUCACGCGGCCAACGGCAGCACUGGUGGGGCUUCCCAGGGAUGGACUCACAAGAGCCCAGCGUCUGCCUCUCCUUCUUCCAGUGAAACCAGCCAGCAGAGGCCUCACAUCAAGACCGAACAGCUCAGCCCUAGCCAUUACAGUGACCAGCCUCACAACUCUCCAACCCAUUCGGACUACGGAUCCUAUAGUGCUCAGGCAUGUGCCACCACCGUAUCCCCGAGCUUAGCCACGGGGUCUUUUUCCAGCUCCCAGUGUGACUACACAGAUCUUCAGGGUUCUAACUACUAUAAUCCCUACUCGGGCUACUCUUCCAGCAUUUACCAAUACCCAUAUUUCCAUUCCUCUCGCCGGCCGUAUGCCACCCCCAUCCUCAACAGCCUGUCCAUCCCCCCUUCUCACAGCCCCACGGCGAACUGGGACCAGCCAGUCUACACAACCCUGACGAGACCUUGAGCUGAUGGAAGGAGCCACUUCUCCAGGUCUUCCCCGCCAGCCUUCAACAGUGUGCACUACACCGAAACAAAGGUGGAGCAAAGAA